GCAAUGCAUCCAGUAGUGAGGAGCUAAUUUGGCUAGCAAGUUAGAUCUAGCUUCAGUCGCACGGUCCCGACCCUGCUUGAGCAUCGCUCUGCGCAGUAGUAUGAAUGCAGUGCCGCCUAGAGACUGAAUUGUAUCCUAUGGGAUCCACUUAUGCAGAAUUAGACGUUGUCCAUGAUAUAGCAGUUGGUACAAAGAGAGGAUCUGACGAGCUUUUCUCCUGCGUGACAAACGGGCCCUAUAUCAUGACCAGUCCAGCAGGUUUGUAUGCGAACGGCAACGACAGCAAGAAGUUCAAAGGUGACAUUCGGAGUCCAGGCGUUCCGUCUCGGGUCAUCCAUGUGCGUAAGCUUCCCAGUGACAUCAACGAGGCUGAAGUCAUCUCUCUAGGCCUGCCCUUUGGCAAGGUCACCAAUCUGCUCAUGCUGAAAGCCAAGAACCAGGCCUUCAUUGAGAUGAACUCCGAGGAGGCAGCUCAGACCAUGGUCACCUACUACUCGUCAGUGACCGCCCUCAUCAGGAACCACCCAGUGUUCAUGCAGUACUCCAACCACAAAGAGCUCAAAACAGACAACUCGCCCAACCAAGUGAGAGCCCAGGCGGCGCUGCAGGCGGUGAACGCGGUCCAGGGGGGCGGGAUGCCUAUGGCCGCUGUGGACGGCACCGCUGUCAUGGGCGGCAUGGGCGGCAUGGGUGGCAUGGGCGGCCCCAGUCCUGUGCUCCGGGUCAUCGUGGAGAACCUCUUCUACCCUGUCACUCUUGACGUGCUGCAUCAGAUCUUCUCUAAGUUUGGCACAGUGCUGAAGGUCAUCACGUUCACCAAGAACAACCAGUUCCAGGCUCUCCUGCAGUAUCCUGACGCCUUGACUGCUCAGCACUCCAAACUGGCUUUGGAUGGGCAGAACAUCUACAAUGCCUGCUGCACCCUGAGGAUCAGCUACUCCAAGCUGACCAGCCUGAACGUCAAGUACAACAAUGACAAGAGUCGGGACUACACGCGCCCCGACCUGCCCACCGGGGACAGCCAGCCGCCCCUGGAGCACCAGGCCGCCAUGGCCGCCUUCGCAGGCCCAGGAAUCAUCUCUGGUCCGUUCCCUGGAGCCCACGGCUUCCCCCCCGCCUUCGCCAUCCAGCAAGGGUUGGCAAUGCCGGGUAUGCCUGGAGCCCUGGCCCAGCUGGCCAUGCCUGGCGUUGGCCAGAGAAUGGCGUUCCCCCAGAUGUCCGGCGGGCACUGUGUGCUGCUGGUCAGCAACCUCAACCCUGAGAGAGUUACGCCCCAAUGCCUCUUUAUUCUUUUCGGUGUAUAUGGGGAUGUGAUGAGGGUGAAGAUCCUGUUCAAUAAGAAAGAGAACGCCCUGAUCCAGAUGGCUGACGGAACACAGGCACAGCUAGCGAUGAGCCACCUGAAUGGCCAGAAGCUGCAGGGCAGAGCGAUGAGAGUGACCCUGUCCAAACACACAGCCGUGCAGUUGCCCCGAGAAGGCCACGAGGACCAGGGCCUCACCAAGGACUACGGCAGCUCGCCGCUGCACCGCUUCAAGAAGCCCGGAUCCAAGAACUACUCCAACAUCUUCCCACCCUCCUCCACACUCCACCUCUCCAACAUCCCGCCAUCAGUGGUUGAGGAGGACCUGAAGAUGCUCUUCUCCAGCACCGGUUCCAUGGUCAAGGGCUUCAAGUUCUUCCAGAAAGACCACAAGAUGGCGCUGAUCCAGAUGGGCGCAGUGGAGGAGGCCAUCCAGUGCCUGAUCGAGUUCCACAACCACGACCUCGGCGAGAACCACCACCUCCGAGUGUCCUUCUCCAAAUCCACCAUCUGAGAGCGCCUGGCAGAGGCCAGUAAAACAGGACUGUCACUUUAGACCUCAACUGUGUCGGGUGGUGGAGGACACUGCUAUCCCAUGAGGCCUUGACCGCAAAGCUCACUUCUGUCAUUCCUUUUAGCAUAUUUUCGCAUAUUUAUGAUGUGAACAUCAUUUAUGUAUGAUGGAUAUCUAUGAUGAGUUCCAUAUAAUCUUGCCUUACAGUCAAAUGGAGGAGGAGGAGGGGGGGGGAAGGCACAUUGGAUUUUACUUAAGUUUUUAUUUUUAUUUUAUUAUUUCUUUGUAAUUUUUAAGUUUAUUUUAGUUGACCAGCUAGCAUCUCAGUUAGAGACUCUUCUCCUGCAUGAUGUAAGUCUUUCAUUCCCAGCCUCCUCUGCAUUCCAGUGUCACGGGUCCAGCACCACGAGCCUCUGACUGCCUCCGGUUGUGCUUCAUGUAGCAUGGAGCUCUCAGCCUGGGCAGGCUUCUGCUUGUGCCUUAGUGUAGGUGUCGGACUCCCAGCAUUCCCCAGUGGCACGUCACAAACCGUCGCAUUUCUGUUCUGGCCUUUUCCACAUUUUUAAGCUGAAGUUUACGACCUGUAGUCAAUGUACUUCUAAGGUUACACGUUAUCUCUGAGCGUUACAGGGCAUUUUUCUUAGGCAAGACAAGUCAAUCUUGUUUCCAAACGAGACUCCGCUGAGGCGCGGCCUCUCCUCAAAGACCCAUGAAAUAAUUUUGAGUGCUUGUUGCGUGCCCUUUUUAGGGCAGGUUGGGUUUAUGUUAUGUUAGUCAAUCAUUUAUACUGUGUCUAGAUAUACAAUGUUUACAUUCCAUUGUCAUUGAUCUUAUGCAAUCAUUUUUUUUUUUAAGAAAGAAAAUUGAUGUUUUUCAAAUAUAUAUGUGUAAGUGCAAAUGUUAGUUAUUAUUCCAACCAGUACUGUUCAUCAUUGCAUAUAGGGCCCAAAUAUAAGUCUGGUGUUUUUUUUUUUGUGUUUUAAAAAAGGAACACUUGGUCAAACUUUCUUGACAAUAUAAUGUUUCCUCAGUGUGCGGUGUAAGAUUUGUGUUUUGCUAUUUUAUUGCAAAGCCCAUGUGUUUGUUACGUAUAUGCAUGUACACUAUGGCUCCAAACCAAAGUUCCUCAACCCUUUUCCAACAAACUAGUUCUAUGCUGAGAUGGAUGCUCUUGCCUGCCUUUCAUUCCUGUACACACACACAUACAAACGCGCACACAACACACAUAAACACAUAAACACACGAUCUUUUAUCAAAGGAACAGAUGCUGGAAUAUUUUUUUCUUGUCCCCAUGGUUACUACCUGGCUCUUGGGUGGAAUCAGUCUUGUUCUUGCGUGUGACCAGGUAGAAUCCAGUCAAGUCUUUGCUACUAUGUGGCUUGUGGGCAGAAGCAGCUGGUACAGAUUGUGCCUUUCAGAAAAAGAAAAAAAAAUCACAAAGGUCUUGAUCUCUCUGUGCAGGUGCCUUUCAACACAAUGUGUCUUAGUUUUUCAAAACCUUUUUUAUGCAUAUACUGGACUGUCAAGGGGCAUCUUUGGGGUGCCGAGAUGUAAAGGCUUUGAUGUGGCCAGUCGGAAAGCAGUAGAUCUCAAGAAGCUACAGGAGGGCCAGAGUAUGAUGGUGUGUUCUUUUUUUUGUAUUAUUGUGUUCGCUGUCCUACACUUUGAAAUGGGUUUGAAGUAGAUUGUUUGUGUUUGACACAUUAGGCCACUAGUGUGUGAGGGACCAACCUUUUACAAGGCUUUUGGGCACCGACGUGCUCUUCGACCAAGGUUUAUUUUACAAACAAUAUAUCACUCUCAAGACUUGUCCUUGUGUGAAGAGUCUGAAACUGAAAAGACAUGUCUUUGUUUUUUUAAGUUUGAGUUUGUAUAUGCAUUUAACCUUUACAACAACAGCAAGUGAAAUGCAUAGCAUUUUAUUCACUAUAAUCUCAAUUUAAAUGGGUGUCUUAAAAUCAUUUAGUGCAUUUGACACGGACUGGUUGUGUAUACUAUUUUUGUACCACAAGACAUUAAAGCAGCUUUGGGUUUUAUAUCAGAAAAAGUCUCUUGCUUGUAGAUUUUCAGUCGCGAAAAGAUUUGUAUCGGAAGAAAAGUUUGUGAAGCAAAGCAAAGAUGAUCCAUCCUUCCUGGACUCUAAGUGUAUUUUUGUAGAUAUUGCUGCAAUAAAACUGUUUAAUCACCGAAAA
Clupea harengus (Atlantic herring) is the source of this 4009-nucleotide messenger RNA. RefSeq names its product polypyrimidine tract binding protein 1b (gene ptbp1b). Gene Ontology annotation, biological process: mRNA processing. Gene Ontology annotation, molecular function: RNA binding. The transcript is spliced from 16 exons. The record is from RefSeq and is a predicted model, not a curated record. Bases 105 to 1817 code for a protein of 570 amino acids. NCBI's taxonomy places the organism in Eukaryota, Metazoa, Chordata, Actinopteri, Clupeiformes, Clupeidae. Gene Ontology annotation, cellular component: nucleus.